AUAAUAUUAUUCCAAAUGGAUGCCGCUAAAAUAACAGAACUCAAACACUUUAUUGAUCAGUGCAAGACUUGCCCUUCAAUUCUCCACUCCCCAUCUCUUGUUUUCUUCAAAGGUAUGAUUUGCAGCCUAGGUGCUCGAGUUCCUCCAGAGACAAAACCGGAGAAAGGUGAUAUUAACAUGUCUGACUCUGGGGAAUGCUAUGAUUCCAAAAGACCAAUUGAAGAUGAUGAUGAUGAUAUUGUUGAGUCUGAUAUUGACUUGGAUAAUACUGAUGUUGUGGAACCUGAUAAUGAUCCUCCACAAAAGAUGGGAGAUCCUGCAGUUGAAGUUACAGAAGAAAAGCGGGAUGCUGCUCAAACUGAAAAGGCAAAAGCUAUGGAUGCAAUUUCUGAAGGUAACCUGGAUGAAGCCAUAGAUCAUUUAACAGAAGCCAUCAUGUUGAAUCCAAUUUCAGCUAUAUUAUAUGCCACGCGAGCUAGUGUCUUUGUUAAACUGAAGAAACCUCAUGCUGCAAUUCGUGACGCUGAUGCUGCUCUGGCAAUCAAUCCAGACUCUGCAAAAGGAUAUAAAGUACGAGGUAUGGCCAGAGCCAUGUUAGGCCAAUGGGAACAAGCAGCAAGUGAGCUGCAAAUGGCAUCAAAGUUGGAUUAUGAUGAUGAGAUUGGUUCAGUGCUGAAAAAGGUUGAACCUAAUGCACGCAAAAUUGAAGAGCAUCGCAUAAAAUAUGAACGCCUGCAGAAAGAAAGGGAGCUAAGGAAAGCUGAACGUGAAAGAAAACAAGAAGCUGAACCCCAAGAAAGAGAAGCCUUAUCUGCUCUGAAUGAAGGGCAAGUUAUAGGCAUUCAUUCUGCUAGGGAACUAGAUCCCAAACUAAAUGCUGCAUCAAAAACUUCUCGCCUUGCAAUCUUGUACUUCACGGCAACAUGGUGUGGGCCAUGUCGUAUGAUUUCUCCCAUUUUCACAAGCUUAGCUGCAAAGUACCCGAAAGUUGUUUUCUUGAAAGUUGACAUAGACGAGGCAAGGGAUGUUGCUUCAAGCUGGAAUAUCAGCAGUGUUCCUACCUUCUACUUUACAAAGAAUGGCAAGGAGAUUGACAAGGUUGUGGGGGCUGAUAAAAAUGGACUGGAAAGGAAAAUUGAACAACAUGCAGGCUAGUCUCGAGCUAAUCUACUGCGAGAGCAUUGUAUGUGUUUUCGGUAAUCAAACUUAACAACGAUAUUAAGACGUGAGAAAUGUAUGAGAUUAUUAUAUUUUUAAUAGAACUGACAUGCUCAAGCUAUGCUUCUUUUGGGAUUUAUACUUGUUUGUACGGACAAAGCAUAAUAAUUAUGGUUUUUCUAUCGAA
Populus trichocarpa (black cottonwood) is the source of this 1345-nucleotide messenger RNA. Its product is annotated as TPR repeat-containing thioredoxin TDX. Gene Ontology annotation, molecular function: protein dimerization activity; Hsp70 protein binding. Bases 16 to 1155 code for a protein of 379 amino acids. NCBI's taxonomy places the organism in Eukaryota, Viridiplantae, Streptophyta, Magnoliopsida, Malpighiales, Salicaceae. The transcript has 10 exons. The record is from RefSeq and is a predicted model, not a curated record.